Molecule: messenger RNA, 1302 nt
Organism: Helianthus annuus (common sunflower)
Lineage: Eukaryota; Viridiplantae; Streptophyta; Magnoliopsida; Asterales; Asteraceae
Product: probable galacturonosyltransferase-like 4
Exons: 1
Coding region: 1-1068 (355 amino acids)
Cellular component (GO): Golgi apparatus
Molecular function (GO): glycosyltransferase activity
Source: RefSeq, a predicted model, not a curated record
AUGGCCUUUCGGAGAUCUCUUUCUCCCUCACUCCUCAUUGGCCUCCUGUCUCUCGUCUCGACCGUUAGUUUGAUAUUCGUGGCGAGCCUCGCCACCACCACCGCUGCCACCAGCGUCCGCCUUAGCUUCAUCCGAAAACCGUCCAAACCUCUUCCCCUCUUUCGCGAAGCACCCGUGUUUCACAACGGGGAUGAGUGCACCAAUGACAUUGUUCAUGUAGCAAUGACUCUUGACUCGAACUACCUCCGCGGGACCAUGGCAGCCGUGUUAUCCAUUUUACAACACUCGUUUUGUCCCGAAAAUGUAUAUUUUCAUUUCCUGUGGUCCCAUUGCGACGAAGAAAUCUACACCACCAUCAAAACAACAUUCCCAUACCUUAGGUUUAAGAUAUAUAAAUUUGACUCGAAAAAGGUUUGUGGGAAGAUCUCCAAAUCCAUCCGUCACGCACUUGACCAGCCAUUGAACUAUGCGCGAGUCUACCUUGCGGACAUGUUACCGAAGAAUGUCAACCGUGUGAUCUAUCUAGACUCGGACAUUGUGAUGGUUGAUGACAUUAGGAAGUUGUGGAGAGUUAACUUGGAAGGCAAGGUACUCGCUGCACCUGAGUAUUGUAAGGCAAACUUCAAGCGGUACUUCACGAAUGGUUUCUGGAUGGACCGUAAUUUAUCGAAAACAUUCAGGGGUCGAAAUCCGUGUUAUUUUAACACAGGGGUGAUGGUUGUAGAUGUUCAUAAAUGGAGGGAAGGUGGGUAUUCAUACAAAGUAGAAGAAUGGAUGGCAGUGCAAAAGCAAAAAAGGAUAUAUCACUUGGGUUCAUUGCCACCAUUUCUGCUUGUUUUUGCUGGAAAUAUUAAAGGAAUUGAUCAUAGAUGGAACCAACAUGGGUUAGGUGGUGACAACAUUCAAGGAAAAUGCAGGAGUUUGCACCCUGGUCCGAUUAGCCUGCUUCAUUGGAGUGGGAAAGGUAAACCAUGGUUGAGACUAGACUCGAGGAAACCUUGUACGGUUGAUCACUUGUGGGCUCCGUAUGAUCUUUAUCGCUCAUCUAAAAAUAGACUGGAAGAGUGACAAAAUCUAGAUCACUAAACAGAUGAAUCUUGUUCGAUCCAAAAAGACAAGAACCGAAAGCAAAUGAACAAAAAAAGUGCUUCGGGUAAUUUGCAAUGAGCGCGUUAGAUCAAGUUUAUUGAUCUUUCCUAUGACAUAUAACAGAAACGCGAAAAGAAUCAUGUGUGGCAAUGUAUCUGCAAGUGAAAACAUCGUGUUUAACCUCAACCUCGAUCGUGUUUUAGCCUCUCUUCU